Penicillium subrubescens is the source of this 657-nucleotide messenger RNA. Its product is annotated as putative GAJ protein. NCBI's taxonomy places the organism in Eukaryota, Fungi, Ascomycota, Eurotiomycetes, Eurotiales, Aspergillaceae. Gene Ontology annotation, biological process: reciprocal meiotic recombination. Bases 1 to 657 code for a protein of 218 amino acids. Gene Ontology annotation, molecular function: double-stranded DNA binding. The record is from RefSeq and is a predicted model, not a curated record. The transcript is spliced from 2 exons.
AUGGCACCCAAGCUUUCGAAAAGUGACAAGCAGGAUCUGAUCCUGACUCACCUCCGCGCCACUGGCACCUGUCAUACGUUGAAAGAUCUGGAAAAGACGCUACCCACGGUGGCCUCGAUCAAUAGCAUCCAAGUCAAAGAAUACAUCCAGGCGCUCACCGAUGAAAACAAUCUACGAGUCGAAAAGAUCGGCAGCGGGAAUUGGUACUGGAGUUUCGGAAGUGAUGAAAAGCACGAGCGCGAGCGCCAGUUGGCCUGGGUGAAGGCGGAUGUGGAGAAAGCUCGGAAAUCCUGCACCGACGCUGAGGCGGGCCUGGCCGCCGAAUCCACGAAGCGUCAACAGGAAUGCGACGAUACCAGCUGCGAUGCAGAGCGCGAGACCCUGCAAGGCAAGAAAGCCAACCUUCGAGAGGAAAUGUGCCGGCUCCAAGCUGCAAAGAUGUCUGCGACUGACUCGGUGAGCAACAAGGGCGUGCAGCAGCUACAGGCGGAGCUAGCGGGGUUUCGGGAACAGGCGCUUCAGUGGACCGAUAAUACUUACGUGCUGGAGGAGUAUCUGCGCAGAUUGGCUGGUGGGAACGGGGAGCUUGUCGAAGCGAUUCUGCGUGAAUGUUAUGGGGAUGAGUACGUGGACGGUGAAGGCCUACAAGAGUUGUGA